Molecule: messenger RNA, 8218 nt
Organism: Pecten maximus
Lineage: Eukaryota; Metazoa; Mollusca; Bivalvia; Pectinida; Pectinidae
Product: probable cation-transporting ATPase 13A3
Exons: 31
Coding region: 243-3974 (1243 amino acids)
Biological process (GO): intracellular calcium ion homeostasis; polyamine transmembrane transport
Cellular component (GO): membrane
Molecular function (GO): ATP binding; P-type ion transporter activity; polyamine transmembrane transporter activity
Source: RefSeq, a predicted model, not a curated record
UCCAUUUGUAGGCCAUUGUAUGUUUACUAGAAUUUGUUACCCAUGGUCUGUUUUCAAAGGUAUAGAGUUUUUACUGCUACAUGUUAGUUGCACUGACUGCAUGUAUAGAAAUUUGCUGGUGUACGGUUGUACUCGGGAUAUAGAUAUGUAGUGUAUGAAUAUGUGAAUUGCUACUCGGAUACCCGAGUGUUAAGUAUUAUACAAAGGUGUUUGUGGAUGUGAUCUAGAAGUUCAUCACUAAUAUGAAGAAAGCAAAGAAUGUGAAGAUAAAGACUGGCAGGGCUGGCCCCCCUGCCAUGAAACCUGGCUACCAAUAUAUCAACCCCGGCCAGGAGGAUCAGAUGGAAAUCCAUGGCUACCAAAGAAGUGUCGUGUGGACUAUUAUCGUGUGGAUAUUUAUCUUCCUCACUGUCGGACUGCUGCGACUCUUUUUCUACUGGUUCCCCCAUCUGAUGGUGCGGUCCACACACUCCAAGUGUUCUCUGGCAGAGGCCACUGUUGUAGUUCUCAAGGACCAGUAUCUCCAAUGGUACGUGUCUCGUAUCCGAGAGUUGGCUGUUGAUGGUCAACUUGAAAAUAAAGCCAGACCAAAACUAGAGAGAGGCACUUCUACUGUCAGUUUUACAAAAUUUGAUGAAAAUGAAGAGUCUGUGGAGGCUGGAAAUAUGGAACAGCAAAUCAGAUUAGUCCGAUUUUUCGUCACAAAGAAAGUGAAAUUUUUGUGGAAUGCUGAUGGACAGCUCUUUGAAAAAGCCAGUGGAUUAGUUGAUUCCACCAGUUGUUCGUUCUUCCAUCGACAGAAAGGCUUCAGCGUGGACACACAGAUAAAGAAGAGGGUAAUCUAUGGUGUCAACUCCAUAAAUGUACACGUGACACCUGUGAUCGAGCUCCUCGUUAAACAGAUUAUCUCCCCUUUCUACAUCUUCCAAGUGUUUUCCUGUUCCCUGUGGUAUGCUGAUGAAUAUUAUUACUACGCUUCAUGUAUUGUCCUCAUGUCCAUAAUCUCCAUCACCGUCUUCAUAUACCAGACACGAAAGAUGCAGAGGACUCUCCGUAACACAAUUGCUUCAUCAACCAUAGUGACUGUGUGUCGAGACACUGGAGUGUAUGAAGACAUCUCCUCGGAAGACUUGGUGCCUGGGGAUGUUAUAGAGAUCCCUCGACACGGAUGUAUCAUGCAAUGUGAUGCUGUUCUAACCUGCGGUAACUGUAUCGUCAAUGAGAGCAUGCUUACAGGUGAAAGUGUUCCUGUGACUAAGACUCCGCUUCCAAAUCCAAGUGAGGCAAGAACAGAAGACAAGCUAUUCAAUAUAAAGGAACAUGCACUUCAUGUUUUGUUUUGUGGGACAAAGGUCAUACAGACACGUUACUAUGGCGACCAGCGAGUGAGGGCAGUUGUUGUUAGAACUGGAUUCACAACAUCUAAAGGAGAACUGGUGAGGUCCAUCCUACAUCCCAAGCCUGUCGACUUCAAGUUUAACCGAGACACUUACAUAUUCAUAGGGAUUCUAGCCAUCAUAGCAGGAGUUGGCUUUGUCUAUACCAUAGUACUGAUGGUGAUUGACGGAGAUGAACCGGGUGAAAUUGUCCUGCGGUCCCUCGAUCUCAUCACUAUAGCUGUACCCCCUGCCCUUCCUGCUGCUCUCACUGUCGGCAUCGUCUUUGCUCAGAACCGUCUCAAGAAAAACAACAUCUACUGUAUUCUACCUAACUGUAUCAAUGUUAGCGGGACCAUCAACACAUUCUGCUUUGACAAGACUGGAACUCUAACCGAGGAUGGACUGAACAUGCAGAGUCUACAUCUGGUGAAAGAUGGCAGCUUUACUGAUGAAGUGCAGGAUAAGUCCAUAGCGAUGCUAGACCCAGCAAUUCCAGUGAUGGCUGCCAUGGCGAGCUGUCACUCUCUCACUAUCAUAGACGACGAAUUAUGUGGUGAUCCACUGGACCUGAUCAUGUUUGAGGCCACUGGAUGGGAUCUUGAGGAACCUGGACAGGAACACAGCCGUUUUGACAUGAUGGUCCCUACUGUAGUGAAACCACGGCAAAUGACAGGCCAGCCAUGGAGCACAAAACAGACAACUGAUAUGGAGGUGGGCAUCAUUAGGCAAUUUACUUUCACAUCCAGUCUGCAGAGAAUGUCUGUCAUCACUCGACGUAUUGCCUCCUCCAAUUUCGACCUCUACUGUAAAGGAGCACCAGAGAAGAUUGCAUCCCUCUCCAACCCCGAAACAGUUCCAUCUGACUUUCAUGAUGUGCUAAUGGGGUAUACUCAACAUGGGUAUAGAGUACUGGCGUUGGCAUGGCGACAACUUCCCGAAAAACUCAACUAUACCAAAGUACAUAGAAUACAAAGGGAGCAGGUAGAAAAGAAUUUGACGUUCCUAGGUCUGUUGGUGAUGGAGAAUCGGCUCAAACCCGAAACAACGCCAGUUAUACAGGACCUGAAGGAAGCUAACAUCCGCACUGUCAUGGUCACAGGAGACAACAUGUUGACUGCCCUCUCUGUCGCCCGGGAGUGCAAGAUGGUUGACCAACAUGAGAAAGUAAUCUUAGUGCAGGCGUACCCGCCACAGGGUAAAGCUGAUCCCAGCAUAGAAUUCAUCAACACAGAUAGCACUAGUGAUAAGGUCAAGCAAUUCGACAAGUCUGCUACUGGGGCUGAAACUAAGAUAAGCAUGCCAGGAUUACAGUACUAUCAUUUUGCGAUGGAAGGAACAUCCUGGGCGAUCAUCAGGCAGUAUUUCCCCGAAAUCUUCCCUAAGUUGGUGGUGCGCGGCACUGUGUUUGCCAGAAUGUCACCUGAUCAGAAAGCACAACUGGUGGAGGCGCUCCAGGAACUAGGGUACUAUGUGGGGAUGUGUGGUGACGGAGCCAAUGACUGUGGAGCCCUGAAGACAGCCCAUGCUGGUAUAUCUCUGUCAGAGGCGGAGGCAUCUGUCGCUUCUCCCUUCACAUCGAAAAAUCCAAACAUCGUUUGUGUUCCUACUCUUAUAAGACAAGGAAGAGGAGCCCUAGUUACCUCGUUUGGAAUUUUUAAAUUCAUGGCAGCCUACAGUCUCACACAAUUUGUAUCUGUCUGCAUGCUGUACUGGAUUGGCAAUAACUUGACAGACUUCGAGUUUCUCUACAUUGACUUAUUUCUGCUAACAACACUCAGUAUCACAUUUGGUCGUACGGAUGCUUACCACAAGCUUUCCCCGAAGCCUCCACUCAUCAACCUGUUCGGGAUCGCUCCAGUCCUCUCUCUCGUCCUUCAUACCAUCCUUAUUACCUGUUUCCAGGUCCUCUGCUUUUUAAUAGUAAUGCAACAAUCAUGGUUUGUAGAAUACGUUGAAAAUGAAGACUAUGAUUACACCAGCUAUGAGAAUAUGGCCGUGUAUAUAAUCUCCAGUUACCAAUACAUCAUGCUUGGUGUCAUCUUCUCAAAGGGGGCGCCUUACAGAAAAACAAUAUUUACCAACUAUUGGUUCAUGUUCAACUUAGCCCUAUGUAUAGGAAUCACUCUAUGGGUUAAUAUCUAUCCCACUGACGGACUGGCAGAAUUCCUGGAGUUAAAAUCCGCACCAAAUAUACCCUACAGACUGAUCUACAUCGGGAUUGCAGCAGCAAAUUUUAUAUUGGCAAUUCUGUUGGAGAUGUUUGUAAUAGACAGUUACUUUGUGACCUGGAAGCUUCAGGAAUCGGCUGAAAAGUGCUGUAGAGGCUCCACCUACAAAUAUCACAUCCUCGAGGACGAGAUCAAGGACACUCCUAAUUGGCCUCCACUCAGCCAAUCAACAAGUCUGGCACAGGUGUUCGGCCGCAUGGACAGUGCCAUCAACACAACAAAGGAAAGUGACCAGGUCAGCUUAUCGGGUAGUCUGCUGAACGACGGGGAGAACUCCGAGGUGGACAUCACCGUCGGUGAGGAUGGUAAACAAGCAGUCAUCAAUGAGGGAUUUGUAGCUGAGGAAGACUCGGUAACAGCUCUAUGAAGGACUAACUUAAGAAUUCCACUUACUUUAGAAAUUUAUUUUUGUGCAUUUUAUAUAGUUAAAGUCUCCUAAUCUACACAUAUCACCAUUUUUAGAUUAUAAGACUUUCAAACUACACAACUACAGAUAAGAUUUUAGGAGUCUCUACUACAUAUAUCACCGUUUUAGAUUAUAAAUUCUCCCAAACUACAUAUAUAUCACCAUUUUAGAUUAUAAAUUCUCCCAAACUACAUAUAUCACCAUUUUAGAUUAUAAUACUUUCAAACUACACAUCAACAGAUAAGAUUUUAGGAGUCUCUACUACAUAUAUCACCAUUUUAGAUUAUAAAUUCUCCCAAACUACAUAUAUCACCAUUUUAGAUUUUAAAUUCUCCCAAACUACGUAUAUCACCAUUUUAGAUUUUAAAUUCUCCCAAACUACGUAUAUCACCAUUUUAGAUUUUAAAUUCUCCCAAACUACGUAUAUCACCAUUUUAGAUUAUAAAUUCUCCCAAACUACAUAUAUCACCAUUUUAGAUUUUAAAUUCUCCCAAACUACGUAUAUCACCAUUUUAGAUUUUAAAUUCUCCCAAACUACAUAUAUCACCAUUUUAGAUUAUAAAUUCUCCCAAACUACUUAUAUCACCAUUUUAGAUUAUAAAUUCUCCCAAACUACGUAUAUCACCAUUUUAGAUUAUAAAUUCUCCCAAACUACGUAUAUCACCAUUUUAGAUUAUAAAUUCUCCCAAACUACGUAUAUCACCAUUUUAGAUUAUAAAUUCUCCCAAACUACAUAUAUCACCAUUUUAGAUUAUGAAUUCUCCCAAACUACAUAUAUCACCAUUUUAGAUUAUAAAUUCUCCCAAACAGAUGAAACUACAUAUAUCAUAAUGACAUUUCCACGACUAGUACAAUAUGUACACUGUCACCUACAUCAGACAAACAAUCAGGACAGCUUGUGUACACAAAGAUUUAAAACAUUUUAGGAGAUGUCUUCGAAAUUUUAAGAUCAAGUUGAUAUCAGCUAUGAUGCAGUGUACAAAACUGUGCUGUUGUAAUGUAAUUGGACCGAAAUGACUAAAUUCUGCUUCUCUUUGCCCAAUAUCUGGUCAUAUAUGUGUGCGGGUCUCUGUGCCCCCUCAUCUCAUUUUAGUAAUGGCCCACUGAGGUCUAUUCAGAUGGCUUCUUUUAUCUGCUGCUCCAAAAGAUUGCUCUCCCUGUCCACUACUUUGAAUUUUUCCCACAUUGUUUUUUCUGUGUAGCGGAAGUGUAACAGCCGAUUUAUUGAUCUGGGUCACCAACUUCUUUGUUUCUGAUCAGGUAAACUUCUUGCCUGUCUGGAAUUCUGCAUCUUUCAGGUGUUCAUCAAAACGUAUUCGUGUCUCUCCCAACAUAUGAAGAUUCACAGUUUUGCAUCUGAUUUUGUAGAUGCAUUCUGCGUCAUUUUUAUUGUGUGUUUUAUCCUUUGGAUGUACUAGGAUGCUUUAGAGUGUCUUGUGUGGCUUCCUGGCUGUAGUUAUGUCAUGUCCCCGGUAUAUCAUGGUUGGGGUAUAUCCUCUGGAGGGUUUGGGAUGUACCUUUGGUAUAAGGGAUCACAUUUUGAUCUUUAGUUUUUUUUUGUUGUCCUUAGCUGGUCUUUUUUGUUUUCCCUUUAUUUUGAGGCUGUUUUUGUACCCGUUUUAGGGCCCAUUCUGGAUAUUCACGUUUUCAUUACCCUAGCUAAUCGGCUCUGUUCUUGUAGUCUGUCCUGCUGUUAUUUGACCGUAGUCUCACAUCUAUUGGGCAAUGUGUGCACUACGCCUAGUUUCUGAUGUAAAGGAUGAUGAGAAUUGAAGUUCAGGUAUUGUCUGUGUGGGUCCUAUAUACCAAUACUUUUAUGGUACUGCCUUCUUUCUUUAUUAUAUAUGAAGUAUAUAAUGCUGCUCAUUAUGUUUCAAUGUUAUUUCAAUUGUUUAGAAAUAUGUAUCAUUAUAUAUAUAUGUAUCAUUAGAGCCUGAUAUACAACAAUCUUGUUAUUGUUAUAUUUACUCGUUUCCUCUACAUAUUCUUCAGAGUUUAAACUAGGAAUUCUGCAAUCAUUUUUUCCCGUUGAAAAUAGUUUUAAUGUAUAGUAAUUACGUAAUGUCAUUUGAAUUGAAAUACAAGUUUUUUUAUAUAUAUAUAAAUUAAAGGUGCUUCAUUUCCAGUAAAGAAAUAACCUUGACCCAUAUUCAAGGUUACAGGGGUCAAAUUUGUUAAAGAACUUGAUUUCUUCCUAGAAUCCAAAUAUUUGGCUGGUGUUCUUUGAACUGGAGCCUCAAAUUCAGUAAAUUUGGAAAUCUCCAGUGCAUUUUAGAUUAAACUGCAAAUAUUUGAAAGUGAUUUUCACUAAUCUGAUAUGUUUUAUCCGUAAAACUGGGUCUCAAGUUUUCAGGUUUUGACCCAUGACAGGUAUAUAAAGGUGCUGAAUAUGUUUCAAUAUUUUUUUUUCAAUUGUGUAGAAAUAUCUAUAUACAAUGUAUAUAUAUAAUCAUUAGAUCCUGAUAAACAAUUAUUAUGUUAUUGUCAUCAUUGAUGAUUUACUGUUUUACUCUCUGCCUAUACCUAUACUUAUUUGGAGUUAAUAAUAUACUGGACAUUCUGGAAUCAUUGAUUCUGUUGAAGAUUAGUUUUCACAUAUAGUAAUUUACGUAAUUUGAAUUACAUUUAACUUUUAAAAACUGCCACUGUUGGUAUGGUUUGUAAUUCAAAAUGCUGAGUAAGGGAGGUAAUCCCUAUGUAUACUCUGUAAGGGCAGAGAGUACAGUGUAGUUUCCAAAGGACGAGAUGUGAACAAUUACAAACAACACCAGGGAAACCAAGAACUAUUGUACAACUACAGAGUCAAUAUUUAGUGAUCUGUAGACAUUCCAUCCUGAACCAGAAAUUAUUUAAAACAAGUAUUAAUUUAUAAAAGAGUAUUUGUUUUCAUGAAAUGGUACAUAUUUGUAUGUCAUUUCCUAAGGAAGAAAAGAGUGUUUCUCUUUCAAUAUUAUCCAAUUUCGAUACCCAUGAGAACCAAGUUAUAUAGAUUAUCAGUAAUCCGAAAUUAAUUGUCGCUUGAUGCUUCAAUCUUCCCAUCAGAGACCUAAUACAUACAUGUAUAUCUAUAGAUAGAUUGUUUAAAUAAAGUUGAAUAGUCUUAGGAAAGAAGUUUAGAACAUGAAAAUAACAAAUCUCUAUAUAUCCCAAUAAUAGGUUAUUAUAUAGUUCUCUGUUCCUCGCCAUGUUUAAGGUUUGGAACCCGUGGAUGUAGGUGUCUGAGAUAGGGACAGAACAUUCUCAGUCCCCAUAGGCCGUCAAUCUUAGUGAAACAAAAGGGAAGUAACUCUGGUAGAUAAAAAACACAUUAUUAUUAUAUCUUUUUUUGUACUAUAAUAAUAUUGUAUGUAUUCACCAUAUCUUACUGUUGUUUCUCAGAAUAUAUAUUUUAUUUUCCUGGGAUUGUGGAAUUAAUGGCUUUUAAAAUUUGUUUUUAAAUCUACCGGUAUAUAAUUUUAUGUUUUUAUAUUACCUUAAGUCUAUAUACAUUCAACCCUGCCUUAAAUGCCACUGCAUAAUAUAGACAGGUUUGAUGUAUUUACCAGAAUUUUAUUAUAACUAAAUGGUCAUUAUAGACAGGUUUGAUGUAUAGCAGAAUUUAAUUAUAACUAAAUGGUCAUUAUAGACAGGUUUGAUGUAUAGCAGAAUUUAAUUAUGACUAAAUGGUCGUUAUAAACAGGUUUGAUGUAUGCUACCAGAGUUUUAUUAUAACUAAAUGGUCAUUAUAGACAGGUGUGAUGUAUGCUACCAGAGUUUUAUUAUAACUAAAUGGUCACUAUAGACAGGUUUGAUGUAUACUACCAGUUUUAUUAUAACUAAAUGGUCACUAUAUACAGGUUUGGUUGUAUACUACUAGAGUUUAUAAUGACUGAAUGCUUUGAAAUAAUUAUGGAAAAUUUUGUUCCCUGUUGGGAUGUUUUUGUUUUUGAUUUGCAGAUAUUUAUGUUAAUUUUGUUUCUCUCUAUAUAAAAAUCUACCUUAUAUUACUAAGGAGCAUAGUAAAGGAUGAAACCUGCUAGAAAAUUGUGUCAAACUUUAUUUUUUAUAUAUACAUUAUAUAUAUAUAUACUAUACGGUACACCUAUUACUAUAUUUCUCUAGCUACAUAAUUCGUUACUAAGCAACAUGAUCAUAAAAUAUGAACAUAUCUUUUAUAUUUUUUUACAGAAAUUAUUUUUUAAAUGAAAUAAACAUUUUAAUGAUAA